CACGUCCGGGGGAAGCCGCGCUCUGCGGCCCAACGUCGGCGGCGCAGCAGCUUCUGGGCUGGGGCGGCGCGGCGCGUCCCGGGCACGGGGGGGAGCGCAGCAGGAUGGCAGCGGUGACCCAGUGCAAGAUACCCAAGGAAGUGGCUGACAUUUUUAAUUCCCCCAGCGAUGACGAGGAUUUUCUUGGUUUUGGAGAUGAUGCUCCCAUGCAAACCUUGUCAUCAGAAGACAGCUCUGAUAGUUUUGAUUCAUUGGAGUCAGCAAAAAAGGAUGUUCGAUUUCAAUCCAAGUACCUGACUGAGGAACUGAGGAGAAUUUUCACUGAAGACACUGAUUCAGAAAGUGAAGUGUUUGAAGGCUUUGCUCCAAGUGACCUGGAUGUAAACAAUGCGAAUGGAAUGAUGCCAGUGAAGUCAGAUUUGAGUGAUGGAGAGAACAAUAAUUUCUCUUUACUGGGUAGUGAGGAGGAGGAGGAAGAAGAGAAGGCUUCCCCCAAGAGAAGCAGCUUUGGUCUUCGUGUGGCAUUUCAGUUCCCCACAAGAAAGUCUGCCAAGAAGAAGGUGCCUGAACCAACUUUUUCCAAGCUACACUUGCAAGACAAUAAACCCCCUAAAACUCUCACAAGAGAGAAAAGCAGCAAGCGAUGGAAGAAACUAGAGGGCUCUGCCUCAGAGUCUGAGGAGGAUGUGAAAGAGACUCAUGAAGAAAGCUCUAGUGCCCUGCUUAAAAGAGCCAUAAACAUCAAAGAAAAUAAAGCCAUGCUUGCCCAGUUGUUAGCAGAACUGAAUUCUAUACCUGAACUGUUUCCAGUGAAAACGGCCACCUCAACUCCUUCUAAACAGAAGAAAACCCCAAGGAGAACAUUUUCUGAAGGCCAGAUAGAGCGUCGUACAAACCCAACCAGAAAUGCUCGUCCACCAGAGAAAUUUGCCUUGGAAAACUUCACUGUGUCUGCGGCUAAAUUUGCAGAACACUUUCAUAAUUACAGACAACAAAAUCUCCUAAUAAAGAAGAGACUCAGUGGGGGUGACUGUGGAGUGCGCAAAAGAAGGAGGUCAUCUACAUACUCAUCUUACCGUCCUGUUGAAGAUAUUACUGAUGAGGACUUGGAGAAUAUAGCAAUUACAGUUAAAGAUAAAAUCUAUGAUAAAGUCCUGGGCAGUACGUGCCACCAGUGUCGGCAGAAGACAAUUGACACUAAGACAAUCUGUCGUAAUCAAGGCUGCGGGGGUGUGAGAGGACAGUUCUGUGGACCGUGUCUUCGUAAUCGAUAUGGUGAAGAUGUGAAAUCGGCACUUCUGGAUCCAGAUUGGAUUUGCCCUCCUUGUCGUGGUGUCUGUAACUGCAGUUACUGUCGCAAGCGUGAUGGCCGCUGUGCCACAGGAAUGCUCAUCCAUUUGGCAAAAUUUUAUGGUUAUGAUAAUGUUAAAGAAUAUCUUGAAAGUUUACAAAAGCAACUGAGUGAAGACAAUUGAAGAUGCUGAGCACAGCUGCCUGACCUGCAGACAAGUUUUUUUUUACUUCAGGGUUUAAAUUUUUUUAUUACAAUGAUGUUUAUACAAGAUAGAAUUGUAGAAUAUAGCUUUAGAUUUUUUUUUAACUGAUUGGUCUUUACUAAAACAUUUCCUGAGGAAUCAACAUGCAGAAUAUUCUUUUUAUGCAUAGACAUCUGUAUACAGAGCAGAACAGCACUUUUAAAUCUUCAGUGGUUAAUUUUCAGUAGGGCUACAGAACCAAGUAGGUGCUUAACUCCAAAGGCUGUGAAGGGAAGUGUGUGGCACUAAAAAUUUAAUGAGUGGCAGGGAGGAGGGUGAGAAUUCUUGGCCUAAGCAAA
This is a messenger RNA of Gopherus flavomarginatus (Mexican gopher tortoise), 1834 nucleotides long. RefSeq names its product cell division cycle associated 7 like (gene CDCA7L). The transcript has 10 exons. Gene Ontology annotation, cellular component: nucleus. The coding region runs from base 105 to 1475 and encodes 456 amino acids. The record is from RefSeq and is a predicted model, not a curated record. Gene Ontology annotation, biological process: regulation of DNA-templated transcription. Lineage: Eukaryota; Metazoa; Chordata; Testudines; Testudinidae.